AUGAAUACAAAUCUUGAAAAAGAAGUGUUAGAUUUAUUAGUUGAAUAUUACGAAAAUGUAUAUAAUGAUAAAGAAUUUGUAGCAUUGUCAAAUAUUUAUACUGCUUCAUCCAAAGCUAUUCCAGUAUUAUCACAAGUAGACAUAUAUAGGCGAUUACAACUUAGAUCCAAAGUUUUCAGUUCUGCAUACUCAAAAAAAUAUACCAAUUUGGCAAAAAUUUUGGCACAAUUUACUCAUGAAAAUAUGAAAGAUACUUAUUCAAGUAUUGUUCAGUUUUAUUUAAAACAUACGCUUUAUCUUUUGAAAGAACCUAAGAAACAUUCAUUAGCAUUUGUAAGAUAG
Messenger RNA from Funneliformis mosseae, 342 nucleotides. NCBI's taxonomy places the organism in Eukaryota, Fungi, Glomeromycota, Glomeromycetes, Glomerales, Glomeraceae. The record is from the annotation of a GenBank genome assembly.